Messenger RNA from Arachis duranensis, 888 nucleotides. RefSeq lists its product as uncharacterized. The record is from RefSeq and is a predicted model, not a curated record. Bases 1 to 888 code for a protein of 295 amino acids. Gene Ontology annotation, biological process: DNA repair; telomere maintenance. NCBI's taxonomy places the organism in Eukaryota, Viridiplantae, Streptophyta, Magnoliopsida, Fabales, Fabaceae. The transcript has a single exon. Gene Ontology annotation, molecular function: DNA helicase activity.
AUGGGUGGACUUUUCUUCUUAUAUGGUCAAGGUGGUUGUGGAAAAACAUUCUUAUGGUCAACUAUAUCAUGCUCAAUUAGGUCUAAAGGAGGUAUAGUUUUAAAUGUUGCUUCUUGUGGGAUUGUUGUACUUUUGUUGCCUAAUGGAAGAACUUCACUUUCAAGGUUUAAAAUUUCUUUGGCCAUAAAUAAGGAUUCUUUGUGUAGCAUUAAACAGGGAAGUCCUCUUGCAAGGUUAAUAUCUAAGGCCAAAUUAAUCAUAUGGGAUGAAGAUGAAGCUCCAAUAAUAAGUAAGUAUUGUUACGAAACUUUAGACAAAUGUCUAAGAGACAUCUUAAGGUGCUCAGAUUCGUAUAAUGCUCAUUUGCCAUUUGGAGGUAAAGUUAUUGUUCUUAGAGGAGAUUUUAGACAAAUUUUACCUAUGAUUCCCAGAGGCUCAAGGCAAGAUAUAAUUCAGUCUUCUAUUAAUUCUUCAUAUUUGUGGCAUAACUAUAAGGUUUUGAAGCUUAUAAAAAACAUGAGAUUGUCACUAGGUGAAAAUAACAACAUACAAGAACUCAGAAAUUUUGCAGAAUGGCUACUCAAAAUUGGUGAUGAUUUAGUUGGUGAUACAACAGAUGGUGAAUCGAUCGUUCAUAUACCAUCUGACAUUUUGAUUAAGAACUCUGAGACAGCUUUGGAUGACCUCAUUAAUUUCGUGUAUCCAGAUAUGUUAUCCAAUUUAUCCGUUGAAAAUUAUUUCAAGGAUAGAGCAAUUCUUGCACCAACUUUGGAUUGUGUCACUGAUGUCAACAACAAGAUGACUGCAGGGUUACUUGGACAAGAAAGAGUCUACUUAAGUUCAGACUCUGUGUGUGCUGAAGAGGGAAAUAUUAUAACUGCACGAUGA